ACGUCACGCGCCUGCGGGGAAUGAGGUAGAGAGCGAAGCUUAUAAAUAAAUAGCCAACAGCUGUCCGAAGGCGCGUGCUUUGCUUUCUUAAUCUGGUGGAGAAUAGUCGCUACGUUGGACUAGCCCAUUCUUUUGUAUCAACGUCUGUAUAUUAGUGUAUGUGUUGUCAUUUUCCCCCACAGAAGAUAAAACCGGUCGAGGGAGGUGGACGGGUUCGGGCUUCGUAGCAGCCAAGCUACUCAUUCUUAUAUAUGUACACAAAUACACAGGCUACUGCAGGGGGAAUGACCGCGCGUGACCUCAAAGGACACGUUACGUUUUAGCUAGUGCGCCCAUUUAAACUAAAACGGCUUUACAACAAAAAAGAGGGGGGAAAUGUUUUUAUUUUAGCGUAACUACGGCAUUCGCUACCCGCGCGGCAUUCUCAGCUGCUAUCAAACGGGGCUAGUGUUAGCAAGCUAAGCUACACUAGCUUAAGGCUAAACCCGUCCGUUUACUGCAGAUGCUAAGAUAAACUAACGCUUGCCAUGGAUAAAGCUAAAUCGUUGGUGGACAAGAAGGGAUCGGCGGGACCUUUCCAUGUCAACAAUGGACAAAGCCCGAGGGGGUUGAAUGGGCUCGUGGUGGUAACCGCUAACGGCGGCUGCUCCGGUAAUAAUGCAUUCGGUUUGACAACGGGACCAAGCGGCAGCGGCAGCAAUGCGCUUGAAAUGCAUCAUCUGCAGCGGGGGGAGGAGAAAGAGUGCAACGGGUCCCCAGCAAAGAGAUCCCGGCUGCGUAGGAGGACGGAGUCGGUGAAAAGGAACAGACCUCCCUUCCCCUGGUUUGGUAUGGACAUCGGAGGGACCUUGGUUAAGCUGGUGUAUUUUGAGCCAGUCGACAUCACUGCAGAAGAAGAACAAGAAGAAGUUGAAAACCUCAAAUCUAUCCGCCGCUACCUCACCUCAAAUGUGGCCUAUGGUAAAACAGGUGUCCGUGACGUCCACCUGGAGCUGAGGAACCUGACCAUGUGUGGCCGGACAGGAAACCUGCACUUUAUCCGCUUCCCUACCCAGGCCAUGCCCCGGUUUAUUCAGAUGGGAAGAGACAAAAACUUCUCCAGCCUCCACACAACGCUGUGUGCCACGGGAGGCGGGGCGUACAAGUUUGAGAACGACUUCAGAACGAUUUCAGACCUGGAGCUGCUGAAGCUGGAUGAGCUGGACUGUCUCAUCCGUGGUCUACUGUUUAUCGACCGAGUGGGUUUCAAUGGACACCCGGAGUGCUACUACUUCCAGAACCCGUCAGACCCUCACAACUGUGUGAAAAAGCCCUGCAACCUCGACAACCCCUUUCCAAUGCUGCUGGUCAACAUCGGCUCCGGGGUCUCUAUACUGGCCGUCUACUCGGAGAACGACUACAAACGGGUAACAGGGACAAGUCUGGGAGGUGGAACAUUCCUCGGCCUUUGCUGUCUUCUGACGGGCUGCGAGACGUUCGAGGAGGCGUUAGAAAUGGCCAGCAAGGGUGACUCCACAAACGUGGACAAACUGGUGAAAGACAUCUAUGGUGGAGACUACGAACGCUUCGGCCUCCAGGGCUCUGCCGUCGCCUCCAGUUUUGGUCACAUGAUGUGCAAAGAGAAGCGAGACAGCAUCAGUAAGGAAGACCUGGCCAGAGCCACACUGAUCACCAUCACCAAUAACAUAGGAUCCAUAGCGCGCAUGUGUGCUCUCAAUGAGAAAAUUGAGCGAGUGGUGUUUGUUGGGAACUUCCUUCGGAUCAACACAUUAUCCACAAAGCUGCUAGCCUAUGCUAUGGACUUCUGGUCCAAAGGUCAGCUGAGAGCCCUCUUCCUGGAGCACGAGGGUUAUUUUGGAGCAGUUGGAGCACUGAUGGAGCUGCUGAAGACAUCGGAGGACCUGUGAAGGAAGUUCUGCCGCCAAAGCUGCCGCUUCUGGAGAAAAAUCUAUGUCAGCCUCUCUCGUGAACACCACAAUGUCCUCGACUCUAAAUGCUGUGACGUCAUUAGCACAUGACACUACUGAAAGGUCCUAAUCGGAGACCUCUAAAGGAACACUAAGAGAGACUCAGAUUCUGAGAAAAGCCAUUUUAAUAAUUUAACUCUUGUAAAUAAAAAUGGCCUCUAACAAUCGUUCCCAGAUUUCCCUCUAUCAUAGAGUUUUAAUAUUGUGAUCUUUAAUUUAUGGUUUACUGUUUGUUCCUGCCAUCAGGAACUGCAGAAACAAAGUAUUUUAGUAAUCUAGGGUUUUACUGGGAGGGUUGGGGUGGGGGCGUUGCGUUUGUGUGUACAGCUACUGUAGCAUUACAUCCUGCAUUAAAAAAAGGUGACUAUUUUUGCAGCUUGUGUUCAGAAGAGGAUGUCUGCACAUAAAAGACGUCAUUCUUCACCCGGAAAACCUUUCAGUUUUUUUUUUACCACAUGCAACUCUGGGAAGUAAGUUUGCUAACCUGAUGUUGCUCAAAGAGUCAUGCACCAUUCUACUGUCUUUGAAGGAGUGCACUGAAGCCAAACCCUGUAGAGAUUCAUCUGCAACCUCCUUGUCAAAUGGGAAGCAGAUAAGCUGUUCUUACAUCUGUGUUGCUCCUCUGCACACUGCCUUUACGUUUUGUUUUGUUUUUGUCCUCUCUGUGUCUCCUUACUUGUAAACUAACACCAACUCUGCCGUAUUGCCAAGCAUGCAUCCCCAGCCUCAUGUGUUCAGUCCUUUAUGACGGGACCAAAGCCUUGUUUUCCAGUAGAUCUGAGUGCGGUACUCUGAUGUUUUUUUUGUGCAGAGGGAUGUCCUCAUUACAAAUUCAUCACUUAAGCUUUUGUUGAACAUUAAAAAAAAAUAGAAACGAUGCAGAUCCUGAUGCUUUCUAAUUAAAGCCCCCCAUUAUGCAAGAUAUACUUGCACUUCACUGGCUAAGGAAGAAACAAGUAAUGCAAGGAAAUUUCUAAUUAAUCAGAUGAAUUUUAUCCUUUCAGACUCGGUUAUUUUCAGGUACAGGUAUUUUAUCAGGAAUUGGCCAUUCCACUCUUGAUUAUUCCAAUUGUAAUGUUGAAAACAUGUAUUGAUGUUAUUUAAUGAAGCACAUUUGUAAGUAAAACCCUGUUAAAUUUAGCUGUAUUAUGUGCCAUUUGCUCAUAUUAUCAAAUUUCGCCCUUGUGCUCUUUACAUAGCGCUGCAAAUGUUAGGAUCUGAUAUUAGCUGGGUUAUUAGUUGAGCUGUCUGCUUUUGCAACCGGAAAUAUUUUCCAAAUAGAGGUGAAAGCUUCAAAGCCUCUGUCAGCUGGCCAGCAGUGCACAGCAACUACUUUACUCUUAUGUGUUGCUCUGAGCUUCAUACAGGCAGCUGUCUCUGACAUCUUAUAAAAUUAUUUUAGACUUUAAAAAUCUAUAGGGUUUUUACUAAUAACUGCUCCAUGUUGGCACAUAACUGUCAUCCUGUCAUUCCAGUUAUGCUGUAAAGAUCUUCAUUUACAAAACCAUCAGUAAUCCCAUCGCUCCUAAAAUAGCCCAUUACCGUAUAUUUAAUGAAUUUGUCCUGUGAUGUCAUAGACGGGCUGCUAGCACACAUCACUGUUUAAUCUUGGACCUUUACAACCUUUCAUCUCUUUGUGCUGAUUAAGACGCUGCACUGUAAAACUGGUUUCAUGACUUUGAAUUUAUGAAAAAAAAAAAAAAGUUUACAUACUUUCCACCCAGAAUUAGAUUUUUUUGUAUCAUUGCCUUUUUUCCUCACUGUUUUCAUACCCCAUGCUUCACUAAUAAUCCCCUGAUUGUGUUCUCUCUUGUUAGCCUAGCAGGUAGUCUGUGUAUCGACACAAAAGAGUGAUUGCUGUUAUCUAACACAGACUUGGACUACACUUUGACCCCCACCCAACUAAAUAACAUGUUUGCUGCUAUGUUGUUCCCUUGUUUUCCCCACAUACUCUGCUUAUAUCCGCAGUAACUCAAUCCACAACUUACAAUAUGAGAAAGGGAAAUAGACUUCACUGACAGCCUGUUGCAUUAGAAACUCUUAAGCGCCUUCACAUGUGCAAGUGUUAAUGGAGAGACUGCUGUGAAAACCCAUCAAUAUUUGCGCAGGACUUUGAUGAGGUGUGUUUGCCAUCACCUGACGCUGAACCAUCAAUGUGCUCUAUCCUGCUGUGAUGACGCAGCAAACUUUUUAUUUUAUUUUUCCUUUGUUCGCCUUGUUCCAACUCAUGUUUGGAUGAUGACAGACUCCUCAGUCCAUCGGGUACCAUUUUGUUUUUAGCUGAAGCU
Messenger RNA from Cyprinodon variegatus (sheepshead minnow), 4255 nucleotides. It is a transcript of the gene pank1a, whose product is annotated as pantothenate kinase 1-like. Bases 528 to 1907 code for a protein of 459 amino acids. Gene Ontology annotation, molecular function: pantothenate kinase activity; ATP binding. Gene Ontology annotation, cellular component: cytosol; nucleus. The record is from RefSeq and is a predicted model, not a curated record. NCBI's taxonomy places the organism in Eukaryota, Metazoa, Chordata, Actinopteri, Cyprinodontiformes, Cyprinodontidae. The transcript has 8 exons. Gene Ontology annotation, biological process: coenzyme A biosynthetic process.